Molecule: messenger RNA, 705 nt
Organism: Hibiscus syriacus
Lineage: Eukaryota; Viridiplantae; Streptophyta; Magnoliopsida; Malvales; Malvaceae
Exons: 1
Coding region: 1-705 (234 amino acids)
Molecular function (GO): nucleic acid binding; RNA-DNA hybrid ribonuclease activity
Source: RefSeq, a predicted model, not a curated record
AUGGAUUUCUUUAUGGCCUGGGAUGAUCUAGUGCCACGAUCUCACAUAUGGAAGUUUAUUCCAAGAGCAGUAUUGUGGUCUGUUUGGAAAUGUAGGAAUGAAGUGAUUUUUCAGAAUGGGAAGGUUGAUCCAGUGUUGUUGUUCUUCAUUACACGUUUCAGAACUGUUUCUUGGUUUGAAACAUCAGUUAAGGAUGUUCACUUUCAUUUCGAUUCUUUGAUGGGUGAUUUAAAACUUGCAGAUCAACUGGGCAAUUCGCAUAAGAAGAAUCUUCCUUCUUCCAGGUGGAGUCCUCCUCCGGAAGGGUUUUUAAAAGUAAACGUUGAUGGUGCAAUGGUUAAAGAUUGGGAUAAGGGUGGUAUAGGUGGCUUGAUUAGGGAUGGCAGCAGGUUGGUGCUUGGGUCUUUUUCAGAGAAGGUUGGGGGAGGUCCUCCUCUGCUCGCGGAGCUUUUGGCUAUUAAAAGAGGGUUGAUUCUUAUUGAGGAAGUUGAAACUGAUUUCUAUUCAAAACAGAGGUUUAUUUUGGAAUCACACUCUUCAAAUGCUCUGAAGUGGAUUAAUAAUCCGAUCCUUAGUUCUACUUUGUUCCAAUCCUUGGUAACGGAUAUAGCUUCUACUGUGGAGAUGAAGGGUAUUAUCACAAGGCAUAUCUCGAGAGCAGCUAAUUGGGAAGCUGAUGAAUUAGCCAAAGCUGGCAUAGGCUGA